GCGGGCGCAACCGCACUAGAGGGAAAGUCAAGUCGUGCUGGACUGGCGCGGUAUCCUCUCACGGUUUACAAGUAAAGCAAGAGCGGACUCGCAUUUUAUCAAGCUUUGAAAAUGAUGGAAUAUGCUGAUUUUAAAAGUUGACCUGGGAUUUCUAGUUGUCAGGUGUCGAGGCAUGGCUUUUCUUGUAACUUGCUUAUUUUUGUCUUGUUACAGUGCUAGCAGUGUUUGGGGAAAUCAGCACAGUGAGACCAGUAUAUAUUUGGAUAACAUCACGCGUAUAUUGGAUAGAUUACUGGAUGGCUAUGACAACAGACUGCGACCUGGAUUUGGAGGUCCAGUUACAGAGGUCAAAACUGACAUCUUUGUCACCAGCUUUGGACCUGUUUCAGAUGUUGAGAUGGAAUACACCAUGGAUGUGUUCUUUCGUCAGACGUGGAUUGACGAACGACUAAAAUUUGAGGGCCCCAUUGAGAUCCUGCGGCUCAACAACUUGAUGGUCAGCAAGAUCUGGACACCGGACACAUUUUUCCGCAAUGGCAAGAGGUCGAUCUCUCACAACAUGACUACCCCCAACAAGCUGUUCCGCAUCAUGCAGAACGGAACUAUCCUCUACACCAUGAGAUUAACUAUAAAUGCAGAGUGCCCCAUGCGUCUGAUGAACUUCCCCAUGGACGGCCAUGCCUGCCCACUUAAGUUUGGGAGUUAUGCUUACCCCAUCAGUGAAAUUGUGUACACAUGGAAGAAAGGUCCUCUGUCGUCUGUUGAAGUGCCACAAGAAUCAUCCAGUUUGCUGCAGUAUGACCUUAUUGGUCAGACAGUUUCCAGUGAGAGACUAAAAUCCAAUACAGGUGAAUAUGUCAUUAUGACCGUUCAUUUUCACCUGCAAAGGAAAAUGGGCUUCUUCUUGAUUCAGACUUACAUUCCCUGUAUCAUGACUGUCAUCCUGGCCCAAGUCUCAUUCUGGAUUAAUAAGGAAUCAGUUCCAGCUCGGACUGUGUUCGGUAUCACCACUGUCUUGACGAUGACAACGCUCAGCAUCAGUGCCCGCCACUCACUCCCUAAAGUCUCCUAUGCCACAGCCAUGGAUUGGUUCAUUGCUGUUUGCUUUGCCUUUGUCUUCUCCGCCCUGAUUGAGUUUGCCGCCGUCAACUACUUCUCCACCUUACAGGCCAACAGGGAGCACCGGAAAGCAGCGGCCAUGAAGGCAGCAGCUCAGGAGGCAGCAACUGCGGCCGCUGCUCCCGCUGUGACCGCAGGGAAUGACGUAGAGGUGUCCUCAGUGGAUGCCAGUAGUGUGCUUAAGAAGAGGAUGAACUCCACCCCGAUGUUUGAGCGCCCUGCCAAGACAUUUCCCAACCCACCGGUCAAUGCCCAAGCAUUCCUCCAGCAAGGUUCGGCUGUACCGGCCAACAAUGUUCUGACUGGCACCAGCAUCAUCGACAAAUACUCACGCAUCCUUUUCCCCCUUUCGUUUGGCGCCUUCAACCUGGUCUACUGGAUUGUCUAUCUUACCAAGGACACAAUGGAGAUGUCCAGGGAUACCAUCUAGGCCUAGUGUUUGUUCUUCUGGAUGGCACACACACACUUACAUGCAUACAUUUACAUUUAUAUGUAUCAGCCACAACCUUAAAACCAGCGACCGUUGAAGUGAACAACAUUGAUCAGUUCAUUUAAAUGCAGCACUCUUCUGGGAAACCUUGGGCUCUGACAUUCAUAUGGAUUUUACUUUGACUUGAACUGCUUACCUAACCUUUGUUCCCGACUAAGCACACCCCACCAUUGCAACAACAUUCCCCAACAACUGCAACCUUCCCAAGCUGUAUAAUUUACCCCCGUGAUAUAAAAACUCCUCAGGAAUGGGUGAAGAACACAACAAAGACAAAAGUUCCCAGAUACUUAUCUGAUGAUGAAUCAGUGGAAUUCUCCAGAAUGAGCCACAAAUUCACAGGAGAUACACUCUAAAGAAGCCAGGCACCAGAGGACACCCAGCCUCAGACACCCCAUGUCCAUAUCUGGACAGGUUAGAUUUGCUUUUGCAGAUCAAGUGGAACCCAGUGCUAGGCAAUUAGAUUCAUUGUUAUGGCUAAUCUGAUAUAAAUUUAAGAGGCACAAACAAAAAGUUCCACUUCUCCAUAAAAAAGCAAAACCUAGUUAAGUAAGUUAUUAAGUUCUUUUGAUGUUUUGCACUACUUACAAUGCUCCUACUCCAUUUAUCAUAUCAAGUAGCCAACUCAUGUAGGUAAGUAAUAAUGGUGGUAAGUGACAAAAAACUGCUAUGUACACAUUGCAACACAAGCCGGAUUAUUUGUGCCAAAUGCUUCCCCUUAAACACUUCAGAAUGUAAGCGAAAAGUCUGAACCUGGAGUUACACAGUACAUGAAACAAAAGAUAACCAUGACUCUGGUCAUGCUCCUGACCUGAUGUACCACCUAUUUGGACAUUAUAUUCCCUUCUACUACUGACUGCUGCUUAGUCACUUGGCUCUAUCUGACCCAUCUCUAAUCAUUGUUAUUUACAUUUUGAACAGAUCUAGUUCCUUAAUCCAGAAAGAAUACCACAGGAGAUUGAGAUAUUAAUUGUAGGAUAUGUUUACCUGGCUGCAGAACUAGGGCAGCCACACAUCUAUAAGUUAUAAAAGUUAUAAGUUAUUUUUGAACUGCCAAAAAUAUUAUGCUUAUCCAUUUAUUCAGAUAAAAUAUUUUCUAAUUUAAUAUCAGCUCACUGACUUUUAUAUGGCUGCAAAUACAAGCAAACAUAGUAUAGAAAGACUCCAGAUAAAGGCUUCAAGGCUACCUGUAGACUUUCUUCUUUAUCUUGCAAAUCACAAUCGCUAACAUUAACCCAUUGAACCCUUCCUAAUAGCAAAGCAGAUAUAAUCUAAAAAUAUAAUAUAGAGUAAGUUUGCCACUAAACUUCGUCUAUAAGUUACACGACAAAAGCAAAAAUAUAUUUAAAAAAACAAACAAACAAACAAAAAAAGCAGGUUGCCGGAUUCUAGUGCUGGAGAAGAUCGAACAUUUAUGGGGAGAUUCACCACAUAGAGCAAUCUGAUCACUUAAUAAACUGGAUUUUCACACAAAGAAAAAAAAUACUUGCCAAGCUCUCUUUUUGCCACCUCAGUGCAUUGUAUUUCAUUUUAUCUUGUUGCAUGGAAAGCAAGUGCUUUGAGAGCAGAUGUACCUGAUCCUUUUGCCAACUUGACCAGGCAACUCAAAGCCAUAUGAGCUCCAGAGCCCCAUGCUCUGGUAUAAUUUAAAGCAGAAACUACAUCUCUCUACCACUCUUUUUCAUUCAUUUCAAAUCUCUGAGAUAUAAAAAAAAAUUACCCAUUAGUAAUAGCUGGGGUAGGACCUACUUUGGGAGAGCAAGAGCUAAAGCAUCCACAAAGAUCCACUUUGUUGUAUGUAUUGAUUUUCUGUGUGCAUGCAAUUCACAUGCAGUUCCAGACAUCAGAAUGAUAUUGCAUCUGUGGUUAAAAUGACACAUUUCCUGCUUCAAUAUUUAGAACACAUGUAAGGGAAUAAGUGUACUUGUCCUGAUACUGCAUCCAUUGUGACUGAGUGACUGAAUUGCAGGAACUCUCUCACUGCCAGCUCUACUUUCCACUAUUCAUUUUUUCCCUUCCAACACUCUAUUUUUUGGUUCAUUGGCUUAAUUUCCCUCUGCUGGAGUAUAGAGGAUGUGAAGAAAAAUCUUCAAAGGGUUUAGAUGGUGUGUUCCACAGAUUCAUUGGCUGCACUGAAUAUUUAGUGUCACAUGCAGAUGCAGAUGGAAAAAACGUGUGCAUACAGUUACUAGAGGGUUAAAAACAUCCACGCAUACCACUUAUUUACACUUUAUGUUUGUUACGAUUUGGGGGUCAAAUUAUAUAUC
Messenger RNA from Pundamilia nyererei, 3873 nucleotides. It is a transcript of the gene gabra6b, whose product is annotated as gamma-aminobutyric acid type A receptor subunit alpha6b. The transcript is spliced from 10 exons. Gene Ontology annotation, molecular function: GABA-A receptor activity; extracellular ligand-gated monoatomic ion channel activity. The record is from RefSeq and is a predicted model, not a curated record. Bases 122 to 1549 code for a protein of 475 amino acids. Gene Ontology annotation, cellular component: membrane. Gene Ontology annotation, biological process: monoatomic ion transmembrane transport. Lineage: Eukaryota; Metazoa; Chordata; Actinopteri; Cichliformes; Cichlidae.